Molecule: messenger RNA, 1953 nt
Organism: Zymoseptoria tritici IPO323
Lineage: Eukaryota; Fungi; Ascomycota; Dothideomycetes; Mycosphaerellales; Mycosphaerellaceae
Gene: MgTpk3
Exons: 4
Coding region: 1-1953 (650 amino acids)
Biological process (GO): protein phosphorylation
Molecular function (GO): protein serine/threonine kinase activity; ATP binding
Source: RefSeq, a predicted model, not a curated record
AUGUCGUGGAAACUCACCAAGAAACUCAAGGAGACUCACCUUGGAGCGCCCUUUAGCAAUACCUUCUCGCGCAGCUCCUCACAAUCCGCCAUCAACAACAACACACCAGCCGACGCAUCGAAGACCGCCUCCACGAACCCUACAUCUGCCACCUCCUCCGCCGCCUCGACCACAUCCAAUGCCUCCGACCCGCAAGGCAUCGCUGCUUCCGAGCAAUUGGCCACGGCCACCGCUACACCUGCGAAACCCGGCAUUCUCAUCCUCACCCUACAUGAAGGCAAAGGCUUCAGCCUCCCGCCAGGCGCGGAGCAGGCAUUUGCGAGACCGGGACAUGGCAGCAGCAUGAGCGCAGGAUCAUUUUCGAGCAGUUACAUGGGCAGUGGAAACAGUGCACGACCAGGAUCAAGCAGUGUGAAUCAAGGAUCAUUCCGACCGAUGUCCUCCAGCGGUGGUGGAAUCAACAACAUGCCUUCUACUCACGGCCGAUACAGCAGCAAAUACCUCCCAUACGCUCUUGUGGAUUUUGACAAGCAGCAAGUCUUUGUCAACUCCGUCUCCGGCACACCUGAGAACCCUCUGUGGGCGGGAGAGAGCACACAGUACAAGUUUGAUGUCAGCAGGUCGACGGAACUCAACAUUUCACUCUACAUCCGCAAUCCUACCGCUCCUCCAAAUGCUGGUCGCCAGCAGGACAUCUUCAUCGGUACUUGUCGAGUCAAGCCCACGUUUGACGAAGAUGUGCCGCAGUCGGCUGAAGCUCCGGACGCAAAGAAGGACAAGAAGGAGAAGGGCAUGCCACCACCGCAAGCGAAUAAUGGGCUGGGAAUCCAGUGGAAUGAGAUCCAAUACGGCUCAGGGUCGAUCAAGCUGGGUGUAAAGUUUGUGGAGAACACCCAGCGAUCACUCAAGGUGGAGGACUUUGAGCUGUUGAAGGUCGUGGGCAAAGGCAGCUUCGGCAAGGUCAUGCAAGUGAUGAAGAAGGACACCUCCCGGAUUUACGCUUUGAAGACGAUUCGCAAGCAGCACAUCAUCUCGAGGUCGGAGGUCGCACAUACUCUCGCUGAGAGAUCCGUCUUGGCACAAAUCAACAACCCCUUCAUCGCCCCUCUCAAAUUCUCCUUCCAAUCCCCCGACAAACUCUACCUCGUCCUCGCCUUUGUCAACGGCGGCGAACUCUUCUACCACCUCCAAAAAGAACAACGCUUCGACAUCAACCGCUCCCGCUUCUACGCCGCCGAACUCCUCUGCGCAUUGGAAUGUCUCCACGGCUUCGGCGUCAUCUACCGCGAUCUUAAACCCGAAAACAUCCUCGUCGAUUACGUCGGUCACAUUGCGCUGUGUGAUUUCGGUCUGUGCAAGCUGGACAUGAAGGAUGAGGAUAAGACGAAUACGUUCUGCGGGACUCCCGAAUACCUCGCUCCGGAGUUGCUGCAUGGUCAGGGAUACACCAAGGCUGUGGACUGGUGGACACUGGGUGUGUUGCUGUAUGAAAUGUUGACGGGCCUCCCGCCAUUCUACGACGAGAACACGAAUGAGAUGUACCGCAAAAUCUUGUCCGAACCUCUCCACUUCCCCGGUCCGGAAGUCGUGCCUCCUGCAGCCAGAGAUCUCCUCACCAAACUCCUCGACCGCGACGCAACCCGCCGACUCGGCACCAACGGCGCGGCGGAAAUCAAAGCCCACCCUUUCUUCCACUCCAUCGACUGGCGCAAACUUCUCGACCGGAAAUACGAACCCUCUUUCAAACCUUCCGUGGUGGAUGAGAGGGACACGGCGAAUUUCGACAAGGAAUUCACGUCAGAGGCGCCGGCGGAUUCGUAUGUCGAGGGGCCGGUUUUGAGUCAGACGAUGCAGCAGCAGUUUCAGGGGUGGAGUUAUAAUCGGCCUGUGGAGGGGUUGGGGGAUGCGGGGGGGAGUAUUGUGCAGGGGAGUGGGUUUGAUCAGCAGAGAUGA